AUGUCGGAAUCUACUGCUUUGUUGGGGAAACGCUUCCGUACAAAUCAUAUACUCCGCAACAAAAAGUUACACAAAGUUUUAUUAGCAAUCCUUACAGUGGUUCUAAUUACAUUAUAUUCUUACUUUGAACCAUUCCCUACAUCCUUCGGACAUCCUAAACCUCAAAAGAAAAACUUAAUCUUUUUCGUCACAGAUGGUAUGGGUCCUGCAUCUUUAUCCUUAACUAGAUCGUUUAGACAACUCACCGAAGGCUUACCAAUAAAUGAUAUAUUAGAACUGGAUCAUCAUCUGAUCGGUUCUUCUCGUACUAGGUCAUCGGAUUCUCUUAUUACAGAUUCUGCAGCAGGUGCUACUGCUUUCUCAUGUGCUUUGAAAUCAUAUAACGGUGCUAUCGGAGUAUCUCCAUUAAAAAAUCCAUGUGGCACCAUUCUAGAAGCAGCUAAAUUAAAAGGUUAUAUGACAGGUUUAGUAGUGACUACUAGAAUCACAGAUGCUACUCCAGCUGCAUUUAGUUCUCAUGCUGAUUAUCGUGUUCAAGAAGAUCUUAUCGCAUUACAUCAACUUGGAGAAUAUCCAUUAGGUAGAAUGGUGGAUUUGAUUAUUGGUGGAGGUAGAUCUCAUUAUACUUCAAAAGUACGUAAGGAUGGUCGUGAUCUAUUACAUGAAUCUGUUGAGAAUGGAUGGCAACUCGUUCAAAAUCGUAAAGAAUUUGAUUCUCUGCAGUUAGGUGAUAAUGUAACAUUACCACUUUUAGCAUUGAUCGCUGAAAAUGAUGUUCCAUUUGAUAUUGAUAGAGAUCCUAAAAUGUAUCCAUCUUUAGAAGAACAAGCUUUAACUGCAAUUAAAGCCCUUACAGAAGCCACUAAGGAUUCAGAUGAAGGAUUUUUCUUAUUGAUUGAAGGUUCAAGGAUUGACCAUGCUGGACAUCAGAAUGAUCCAGCGGCUCAAGUGAGAGAAGUUCUUGCAUUUGACAAGGCAUUUAAAUCUGUCUUGGAAUUUGCGGAGCAAUCAGAUGUUGAGACUGUUCUUAUCUCCACUUCAGAUCAUGAAACUGGUGGUCUAGUUACUGCUAGACAAGUCACAGAGUCAUACCCUGAUUAUGUAUGGUUCCCACAAGUUUUAGCGAACUCAACUCAUUCUGGUGAACAUCUGAAAUCUUUGAUCAAUAAUUUCAAAGGUAAGAAAGAAGAAAAAACAGAAUUCGUUAAACAUGAAAUAAUGGAAAAUCAUUUAGGGAUCAAUGAUUAUACCGAACAUGAAAUUAAAUCAUUAGUCUCAGAAACAGAUGCAAACAAAAUUCAAGAUUUGAUUAAUAUUAUGGUAAGUUUCAGGGCACAAGUCGGAUGGACUACUCAUGGUCAUAGUGCUGUUGAUGUUAAUAUAUAUGCAUAUUCCAAUAGACGUGAAAGAUGGCAUGAUAUAUUGGAUCAUUUACAAGGUAAUCAUGAAAAUAUUGAAAUUGGUGAAUAUAUGGCUAAAUAUUUGAAUUUAGACCUAAAUUCAAUUACAGAGUUAGUUAAGGAUACACAUCAUUCUCCAGAUGCUAAAGUUGCUUUAUUCGAAACAGAACACGAUAUAUAUGGUCAUAAACUAAAUUAG
This is a messenger RNA of Maudiozyma barnettii, 1599 nucleotides long. RefSeq names its product alkaline phosphatase PHO8 (gene PHO8). The transcript has a single exon. Gene Ontology annotation, cellular component: fungal-type vacuole membrane. Gene Ontology annotation, molecular function: alkaline phosphatase activity. The coding region runs from base 1 to 1599 and encodes 532 amino acids. NCBI's taxonomy places the organism in Eukaryota, Fungi, Ascomycota, Saccharomycetes, Saccharomycetales, Saccharomycetaceae. Gene Ontology annotation, biological process: dephosphorylation. The record is from RefSeq and is a predicted model, not a curated record.